This is a messenger RNA of Gekko japonicus, 2397 nucleotides long. It is a transcript of the gene ADAMTS4, whose product is annotated as ADAM metallopeptidase with thrombospondin type 1 motif 4. Lineage: Eukaryota; Metazoa; Chordata; Lepidosauria; Squamata; Gekkonidae. The transcript is spliced from 10 exons. Gene Ontology annotation, molecular function: metalloendopeptidase activity. Gene Ontology annotation, biological process: extracellular matrix organization; proteolysis. Gene Ontology annotation, cellular component: extracellular matrix. The record is from RefSeq and is a predicted model, not a curated record. The coding region runs from base 1 to 2397 and encodes 798 amino acids.
AUGGACGACCGGGCUCGUUUCGGUGGGUACCAGGAAGAAAUCGUUUUCCCGGAGAGACUGAAUAACAGCCUGGGGGGCGUCCGGAACCCCGGAACACUGCUUUCCUACCGUCUCCACGUGUUCGGGGAAGAACUGGUCCUCAGUUUAGAGAAGGACCCCAGUUUCUUCUCAGAGGGCUUGACCGUACAAUAUCUGGGCAGGUCCGGGCAAGUGGUCGACGGUCCCAGCGAUCAAGGGACUUACUUCACCGGCACCGUCAACUCCGACCCGGAAUCGAUCGCGGCGGUCAACUUUGACGGAGCGUCCUUGCUGGGGGUGCUCCAGUACCGCGGCGUAGAGUACCACGUGCAGCCUCUGGAAGGGGGAGUCCCAAACACGGCGGGAGGAGUCGGCGCCCACGUGGUGAGGAAGAAGGUGUCGGAGAAAGCGGAUGGCCCCAUGUGUGGUGUCGGGUCCCAGAUUGCAGAUGCCGUGCCAGCCCUGGGAGGGGAACCGUUGGCAAAGACGGAGGAGCCCCGCAGGAGAGCUAAGAGAUUUGCUUCCGUCACGCAGUACGUGGAGACGCUGGUGGUGGCCGACGAGGAGAUGGCCCGUUUCCACGGAGCUGGCCUGAAGCGCUACCUGCUCACCAUCAUGGCCGCCGCCUCCAAGUUCUUCCGCCACCCCAGCCUGAAGAACCCCGUCAAUCUGGUGGUGACCCGGCUGGUGGUGAUCGGGCAGGCCAAGGACGGGCUCGAGGUGUCCUCCAACGCCGCCGAGACCCUGCGGAACUUCUGCCGGUGGCAGAGAGGCCUCAACUCGCUCGACGACGAGGACCCCGACCACUUUGACACGGCGAUCCUCUUCACCAGGGAGGAUCUCUGUGGGCGCGACAGCUGCGGCACCCUGGGGAUGGCCGACGUUGGCACCGUAUGCGACCCGGUACGCAGCUGCUCCAUCGUUGAAGACGAUGGGCUCCAGUCUGCCUUCACCGCGGCACACGAACUCGGCCAUGUCUUCAACAUGCUCCACGAUAACGACAAGCACUGCAAAGACCUGAACAAGGAAACCGGCUCCAACCACAUGAUGGCCUCCGUCAUGACCCCCGUGGACCCCGAUGAGAUGUGGUCAGCGUGCAGCGCCCGAUUCAUCACCGACUUCUUAGACAACGGACACGGCCACUGCCUCAGAGACAAGCCGCACGAACCCCUGCGUCUUCCAGCUGCCUUCCCGGGCAGCGAGUAUGAUGCGGACCAGCAAUGCCAGCUGAGUUUUGGGCCUGACUCCCGCCACUGCCCCAAUCUCCAGCCGCCGUGUGCCUCCCUGUGGUGUACGGGCCGGAUCAAUGGGCAAUUCAUGUGCCAGACCAAAUACUUCCCCUGGGCCGACGGGACCCCUUGUGGCGAAGAGAAGAGCUGCAUGAAAGGACGCUGCAUCAGCAAAACGGAGCUGAAGGCCUACAAUAUUCCCACUAACGGUGGCUGGGGGCCCUGGGGCCCAUGGGGAGAAUGCUCCCGUACCUGUGGGGGAGGAGUGCAGUAUUCCUCUCGGGAGUGUGACAAGCCGGUUCCACGCAACGGUGGGAAGUACUGCGAGGGGAAGCGCACCCAGUUCCGCUCCUGCAAUGUCCAGGACUGCCCCGAAGGCAACGCCUUGACCUUCCGAGAACAGCAGUGUGCGGUUUACAACCACCGAGAGGACAUGUUCAAGGGCUACCCCGCACCGAUGGACUGGGUGCCCCGCUACAGUGGUGUGGCUGAACGCGACCAGUGCAAGCUGACCUGUCAGUCCUACGCCUUGGGCUACUACUAUGUCCUGGAACCAAGGGUGGCAGACGGAACGCCCUGCUCCCCCGAAUCUACCUCGGUCUGCGUUCAGGGACGCUGCGUCCACGCCGGCUGCGACCGCGUCAUCGGCUCUAAGAAGAAGUUCGACAAGUGCAUGGUGUGUGGAGGAGACAACUCGCGCUGCACCAAGACCUACGGCUCCUUCACCAAGCCCAAGUACGGUUACAAUGAUGUGGUCACCAUCCCAGCAGGAGCCACCAACAUCUUGAUCCGCCAGAACAGCGGCUCGGCCUCUUCCAACGACGGCAUCUACUUAGCCCUACGCCGGCGGGACGGCUCGUAUGCCCUCAACGGCAAGUACGUCCUCGUGCCUUCCGAGCAGGACGUCCACGUUCAGAACGGGGUAACCCUGCGUUACAGCGGGGCCACCAAGGCCACGGAGGUUAUCACAGGGCGCGGGCCGCUGAAGGAGCCUCUCACCUUGCAAGCCUUGGUGGUGACGGACCAGAGGGCCCCUCGCCUCAAGUACACCUUCUUCGUCCCCAAACGCCCCAAGAGUCCGUCGAACCAGUGGCUGAAGCAGAGGGCCCGCAUCUUAGAGGUCUUAAGGAACCGCCGAGGCCGCAAAUAG